ACCGGAUUUCGUGGAAUUAGCCGAGCGAUCCGAGACCCUUAUAAUACUAUAGUCUCUCGAACAAGUACACCCCAGGGGGGUUGUACUUGGCCAUGCAGCCACUAGCUCAGGGGGCUUGGUUGCGAUGUGCUGAGUAGGCCUUCGUUUUGUGGAAGGAAGCGCUGAAAGACUGCAUGGCUGACUUGCACAUGACCUUGGUUUCGGCACUUCUAUAGACAACCUUAACGGUGGGCUAAUUCAGGCUUAUGGAAGACCCUAAUCACCGCCUCCGCGUUACCUGGGAUCGCAGGGAACGAACGAUCCCUGCCAUCGCAAAAACGCAAUAUGGUGACCAUCGCACACUUCUUCCACUUGUUUCUCCUUACUAUCGGACGAGCAACGCUCAUGCGAGGUACUCACGAAUAAGGCGAUUCGUUUGGAGGGUCGAUUAUACCAUCAUGUCAUGUAACGUGGCAUGGGAGUACCCUGAGAUCCCAACAGACCCCUCGUUCCUUCAUCAUGAUUAUUCUGACUAUGAUAUGGAUGCCGAGUUCCGGCUAGGGGAGAACGAAUGGACGUUGCGCGCCCAGUUCGUGCGGCAUGACCCCCAGGCUGUGUUUCAUCGUGCAUUCGUUCGGCCCUACGUCAUGGAUGGAUUUGGCUUUUCUUUUCUCCAGGAUUCCAUGCCUGCCAUCACCCCUCAUCGGACGAUGACGCACUUUCGACAAGUGUCCCCCUCGUGGUUGCAAAGGAUACAGGACGAGUGGAACGUACAGCGAAAUCGCAUCGACAUAUUGGAACGACUAUAUACCAAGUUCCCUGGCUUGGCGUUGCCUGUUUCUUUGAGCCAUGAUUGGCACAACCCAAAGGAGAUCGACAGGCGGCUGAGCUACUUGGCGAUUGCACGUCAGGACUUCCAGAUUAAAUUCACAAUAGAAGAACUUUAUCGACGGUUCAAGGAUCUGCAAGGGUGGAUAGAACUAUCGCAUCGAACGUUCCUGGUCGCACUUGCCAUCAUCACUGGCCAUUGCCUCCCGUCAUUCCCUACCUCGAGGUCCAUGCUGGGUGCGAUCUUCGAUGCUUCGGAUCGAAGCUUUGUCGCUUUCGCCAAGGCAGCAGCCUUCCUUGGAGCUCCGGCCUGGCUCGCUCGCUGCGAUCCACCUUGCCUCUCGACUUGGCCGACAGAUGCCAUCGAGAGUACGGAGGAGUGGAGGGAAUGCCUGGAGAUGGCCAAGGAAGAAGCUCCUUCUGCUCCUGAAGAGCUGGCCCACCGAAUUCUUCUGGAAUCCUUUGAGAAGGCCAUUCUUGGGGGUCGUUUGCCUCCUAUCAGCACUCGCUACUGGAGACGAAGUGGUCAUCCUUCGGGUCCAGAUGGUCAGGGAAUGUGGUACCAUGAAGGGGAUUCAAAGAGGUUUUCGGGUGCGUUGAAGGAGUGCAUGAGGGCCUAUGGGGCCUUCUUGGAGGAGGAAUUCUCCGUUGACACCCUGUACAAAGAGUUGGUGAGGGUUUGCAGCCCUGUCCUGUCGAGUACGCUGGUAGCGAAUGGAGAAAGCGUCAUAGCACCUGUAACCAUGAGGGAGAGUGCCUGUUUUCUCAUGCGAAGGGGUCGACAAAGGGGUUUCCGUGUGUGGAUGCCGUUGGAAGUCAAGUUGGAUGACGAGCUAGAGGAAGAUGAGGAGGAAUGGGCGAGACGAACGAUGUUAGUGGAGGAGGACUUGUAUCCUGAUGGGGAGAAUGAAUUAUGUAGUGAAGAGGACGAGGGCUUAUUGUACCUCGAUGGGGAGGAUGAAUUAUGUGGUGGAGAGAAGCAUCAGGGCGUAGAUGAUUCAGGCAUGAUAGACUGCGAUCCCCCCACAUCAUCAUCUCAAGUGUCGUUACGGUCGGCGCUUCCCCGAUCCCCCAACAUCCUAGUUGUGGAACGUGCGGAAGCAGAGUAUUCAAUGGAAGUGGACUUGAUGGCAUGGAAAGGUUAUGAAGGGAACGCCCAUGGAGGUAGAGUUAACGCUGUACCGUCGGUACCACCCACGCGCCACCCUAUGGGAUUGGGACGAAGAGCUACAAGAAGCAUGUUUUGUCUUCCCAUCCAAGAGCGAUGCGCUACGGGUCUAUAAGCAUCAGUUCAUGGCUUACAUGAUAUUCGCUGGGGAAUCUGCACCGAUGGCUGGGGUCAAGGACCCUGAGCGACAUUAUCGUGAAUGGACGAACCGUCCUACUCGAAUCCUCGAGGCUCGACG
This is a messenger RNA of Cantharellus anzutake, 2213 nucleotides long. RefSeq lists its product as uncharacterized. The transcript is spliced from 3 exons. The coding region runs from base 246 to 2090 and encodes 614 amino acids. NCBI's taxonomy places the organism in Eukaryota, Fungi, Basidiomycota, Agaricomycetes, Cantharellales, Hydnaceae. The record is from RefSeq and is a predicted model, not a curated record.